AUGAGCGAAACUGAUAAUAUACGGUUGACGAAUGGUAAAUUAAACACGCAUUCUGAGAAUCGUAACAGCAGAAUAAUGGAUCAAAUAAGCAGUACCCGCAGAAACAGACAGAUACUCUGUGAGUUGUCUGCAACAAUCGUGAAACAGUUGGAGAUGACUAGGUAUGCGGAAGGAGCAUCUGAGCUAUCAGAUCGUAUUAAAACACUUGAAGACACACUAAAUAGCUUUUUUAAAGCCCAAGAAGAUUGUAUUAAAUAUUUGGAGAUCUCGCUGAAGGAUAUGCAAGAAAAAAGUACAUAUAUAGAAAAGGAUAGGCAAAAACAUAUUGAAUAUAUUAAAUACUUGGAAGUGUCGCUGAAGGAUAACAAAGAAAAAUGUGUGAAAUUGAAUGAGAAAUGUUACAAAGCGGCAAAUCAAUGCAGAGAUCUAGAAAUGAAGCUCAAUGUAACUAAAAAAAGCCCCCGUGAAGCCAGCCGAACACAUUCAAACGGAGACAUGAGAGACUAUCGUGGAGACAACAAAGAGAUUAUGGCGGAACUUCAGCGUAAGAAAGAAGAAAUACUGUACUAUCAGCGUGAAAUCAAAGCGUUCGACGAAAGAUUUGCUCACCAGGUACAAAUUAACGAAAGGAAUCAACUAAUUAUUGAUAAUUGUAAAUGUAAAUUUGGUUACGGAACUGAAUCCGAAAAUGAAAUUAUUUCGUUACGCCAGCAAAAACAAACAUUAGAGCAACAGCUCCGCGAAGCGCGUAAUAGUAACGUUUACCUUAAUGCAUACCAGAAUGAAAAAGCAGAACGCAGACACUCAGAGGACUCGUUUCGUCGUGAAUUUCAACAAAUGCAACAAAGAGUUAAAGAUGCUGAGGCUAGAGCGUCUGAAUUGCAGAGGAAAAAUAAUCUACUCAAGGAAGAAGUUACCAAUUAUCGAAAAAUUCUUGACGAUACUACUAACUUGACUAUUCAAAGCGAGAAUGAGGAAACCAAAGAAUUUGUGGCCGGACCUAGUCGCUGUGAUCCAUUGGCUAUGGAAAAUAAAGUUUUGCGUGAUCAGAAUGUAAAGUUGGAGAAACGGCUACAAGAAACACGAACCACUGCCAAAACCAGAAAAGUAAAGACCGAAACACGAUUGGAAAAUUUAAAAGUAUCUUUCCUUCACGAAUUCCGAAAUAUGCAACAAAGUUUUGAGGCUAAAACGUCUGAGUUGCAAAACCUGCUAAAUAAUGAAGUUACCAGUAUCAAAGCUGCUCUUGGCGAUACCAUUAAUGUCAGCUGGGGCGACAGCGACGAAGACCAACUAGUAAAGGACAUUAAUAAGUUGCAAAUUUCUCUAAAAGAGUUUACUCAAUUAAAAGGACGACAAACUGUAAUCGAUCAACGAGGAGCCAGUGCGCUAUUGCAGAGAUAUGACUGUCGACUUGACCCUACAAAGUUGACUGUCAGCGGUGCAUUACAAAGAUUUGUUAUUGAGAAUGUAUUGAAAUACACUAAUUCAUAUUUCAACAAAUGCAUCGAAAAUUUGGAGGGGAAAAGUAAUAACGAGCUUGAACAAAACAUUGAAGCUGAUUCAAACUAUUUCCUGGAAGGAAUUAUCCUGAAUACAGCAUCCAGUUUGAAGCUUUAUAUAAAAGAGUUUGCUGAGAGGCGGAAAGGAGAAGAUGAAUUGACGCGUACGACAGGAGUGAAGAUAUGUCAACAAGUAUAUGCUAUACUUGGCAAUCGUGGUUUUGCGCCCAACGAUCAUACCUUUUUAGUAGACGCGGUCAAGCAUGUAUUGAAUGAGCUCGAAAAGUGUCGUCAGAUUAAGGAUGAAUCGAAAAAGAAAGAUAUCGAAGAAUUAGCACCUUCUGUCAUCCGUGAGAUGGUUCGUAUAUUUUAUUUUAAAUUCCAGACUCAAGUCCCUGUUGUUGAGUAUCACUUCUUUGAAAGUGGGGCCAAGUUCGAUCCCACUAUAAUGGAAUGUUCUCAAGACGAUGAUGGAGAGGUUGAAAAACUGGUCGUUGAUAUAUGUUCAUUCCCGCUGAUCGGAGUAAAUAUAAGCGAUGAGCAGGAGAGGCGGAUCUUCAACAAAGCGAAAGUCCAACUGAGACCUGGUUUUAGUGGUUAG
Messenger RNA from Paraglomus occultum, 2103 nucleotides. NCBI's taxonomy places the organism in Eukaryota, Fungi, Glomeromycota, Glomeromycetes, Paraglomerales, Paraglomeraceae. The record is from the annotation of a GenBank genome assembly.